Messenger RNA from Phycodurus eques (leafy seadragon), 5668 nucleotides. It is a transcript of the gene arid6, whose product is annotated as AT-rich interaction domain 6. Bases 3433 to 5220 code for a protein of 595 amino acids. The record is from RefSeq and is a predicted model, not a curated record. The transcript is spliced from 8 exons. Gene Ontology annotation, molecular function: transcription cis-regulatory region binding. Gene Ontology annotation, biological process: regulation of transcription by RNA polymerase II. Gene Ontology annotation, cellular component: nucleus. Lineage: Eukaryota; Metazoa; Chordata; Actinopteri; Syngnathiformes; Syngnathidae.
GGAACGUAGCACAUUGUACUUUAGAAAAACAUGUAGUAUUAACAUCUUUAAAUCGAAUGUAAAGAACAGGUUGUGCAUUAUGACUAGUUCAAUGCGGCGCCUUCUGGUCUGUGCGACUCGGCCACCAGGGGCAGUGUUAGACAGUCACGCAGACACGAAAGAGCAGAGUUUCACAACUACUGCUAGUGACGCAGCAAUCUGGAUUAAUAUUAGUUGUUUGCUUUGCAGAGGAUGAAGAAUAUGUGCCUGCGAGUAUUGUGCUAUUGUUUUGUCUACGUGCCACUGCACCGUUUGUGUUUGAAUAUCCGUUACUUAAAGUGGUAUGACCCAUUUUCUUUGUUUUACAUCGAGUUUGACAGUCGACUUUAACUAGGACUGGCAUUGAACAUCUUGAAGCCUCUUUUUUUGAAGAUCAUCUCACGAUGCCAAAUGGCCGCGUGUUGUGAAGUGAGCCGAGUUCACUGCUACCAAUUUUUGCUCGCAGGUCCAAAAAACUGUGAGCGCAAAUUCCGAACAGCAAGUAAGGACUGGGUUUGUUUCCAGCAUUGAAAUACUGUAGCUAGCAAGCGAGCUUAACAUAAGUAACUAACAACACUGCAUUAGUCCUUGCGUCAAGGCUGUAUUCCACACUGUUGUUUUCCCACAAAGCCUGACAGAUUACACUUUGAAGUUAACUUUAUAACAUAGUGUAUUUACAUGCUCAUAACUCCGUAAUUGAAAGAGCUGUGGGUAGUUAUAAUAAUGACAAUAAUUACCGACUCGCUCCACAUUAUUCCUUAUAGACCGCAUACAUCUGGUUCAUCUGCUGUCAGCGUGAUUGAUCGUAAUAAUGCAUUUGAUGUCAAAUGAUGCGUAGAUUUUGCCCUUCAGCUCCUUGCUGUCAAACAAAAGUACUGAACCAGGGAACAGUUGGGCAUUCGAAAGUUUAGAGAUCAAUUUAAAUUCAGAGAGAAAUCUGAAAGCCCGAUAUUUUUGUGAGUGAAGUAGAUAUAUAAUAAAAAUAGGUGACUGACAGACUAUGACUAUGAUGUCAUCCUUCCCAAUAUACGAUUCCUGACAUUCAGAGCUGAAGACAGAUGGACGAGCGUGACGUUCACGUCUUGACUUCCGUCUGCCGGCUGUAUCAAUGUUGCCUUUGUUUUGCUGAGAGGCGGUUAGAAUCAACAAAAACAUGCUUGCAUUACCACAAGUAAUUCUGCAAGGGGCUGGCGACAAAGGUUUGAACUCUUUUUUUUUUUUUUUUUUUUUUUUUUUACUUUUUCAGUGUCUCCAAAGAGCCCCUCCGAUGAAUGCCUAGCACCAGUUAACUUUUGUUUUCACUUUUUUUUCUCUCUUGACUCAAUUUUCACAUUCAAUUGUAGUUGUUAAAAAUGCUUUUUUUAAUUAUUAUUAUUUUUAUUUUAAGUAUUUGCCAUUUACUAUUUUAUCUUUUUACAUUUUUGUUUUCCACUUUUUAAAAUGUCACUUUUCUGUUUUUGUCUGUAUUAUUUAUUAUUUUUGUUGACCUAAGUUUUCACAUCUUUUUCACUGCUGAAAAAUAACCUUUGACUUUUCUUUGCAGUUUAAAUUCUUUUUUGUAUUUAUUUUUGUUGUUUAAUUUUGUUAUUAUUUUCAAUUGUAUUUUUCACUUUUUAUGUUUACUUUAAUUUUGGCCUUUUUCCAUUUUAUUGUUUCUUGUUAUUGUUCUACAUCAACGAGGACAAAAAAAUGAACUUAAAUGAUUUUAACAAAUGGCUGCAAUAUAACAAAGAGUGACAAAUUUAAGGGGGGGUCUGAAAACUUUCCGCCACCCACUGUAAUGAUCACGCCAUUCCAACGGAGCGUCUUUGCGUUGUAUGUGAUUAACGCUUGCCGAAUCUCCUUCCUGUCGAACCGGCUGAGCCGCACGAGAUGAAAUCGCAUCUCGACAUCUUUGCCUAAUGAUAGAUAAAUAUCAGGGAAUGUUCAGGUAACAUACAGUAUCUGUCCGUCCCCCAGUGAGCCGAUGGUACCCUGUCCGCGUACGGAAUGAUGGUUAAAUAUCGUCACACGUAGACGUCCAAAACUGACAUUUGCUGCAAAUUGGGUGUUAAAAGCCACAAUUAAUCAAUCAAGGACGCGUCACAGUUAUUGAGUGAAACAGCGACUUUCGGAGCCGUAUUUGGUAACUUCGACUCAAGUACCACGACUAUACUAUAUGGUAUGUACUAAGUCUUAUUGUCUAAACUAUGUGGCUUACUACAUAUCAUAGUAUAUAUUAUAUGGCUUAGUUUAUCUUCGGCACACAUUUCGAACCAUACGAGGGUUGAGGUUGAAGAAAUGUGAAAAAGAAAAACAUUACGGUGACACAUUUUGAUGGAUAUAGUAUUGAUGUAAAUGAACUUUUUUUUUUUUUUUAAUUUUCCCUUUUCACAUUUCUUUUUGUAUUUUUCACUUUUUCCAACUAAUUUUGACAUUUUUGUUUCAGAUUUAGUUUCAACUUCCAUUUUUGAGUUUUCCCUUUUUGAAUUUUCCAUUUUUUUUUGUAUUCACUUUGUCAUUUUUUAAUUUUUUUCACUUAAAUUCUACAAUUUCCUUUUUUUUAUUUUUCCCUUUUUAUUUUUUAUUGUGUUUGUUUAUAUUUGUGACUGUUUAACUUAUUUCAACAAUAUUGAUAUAAAUACAAAUGUAUUCAUCUUAAAGAUAACAUUUACACAUUUAUAAAAAUGUACAAAAAUAUAGAUUUUCAUCUCAAAAGUAAUUCAAUCCCCUGAUAAAUACCUAAAGGUAUAUACAACUACUUUUUUUUUUUUUAAGUGUAUCAUAGCAAUCCCUAGAAUAGGAGGGACACCGUUGCGAUUGAGCCGUGAAAAACAACAGCUAAGUAUUCAAGCUAUUCGUGCAAUUUGUUAAACUUCUUAAACUACCACUCAAAUCAGGAACCCGAAUGCCAAUCAAUUAGCAUUAGCGUAGCAUCGGGAAGCGAUACAUAGACAAAAAAAGCACCAAAAAAAAGUUUUAAAAAAGGAUUGCACAGACGAUCCUGCGACAAAUUAAACAAAACUUGAAAUAGGGAUGUUUUAUACAAUCUAAUCUCAGUUUGCCAAAAAUAGACGGGCAGCCGUUGAAAUGUUGCAUUUCCUGCUUGUGCGUGGAUAAUUAUUAUCGUUAAUAUGACGACAUGACAUGACAUGCUGAGCCUACAUAUAUUCAGCGCUGCCAUCUGUUUUUUUUUUUUGGGUACCCGGCAAAUAUCUUCACAUUCAAUCGAAUCCUCAUGCCCUCCGAUGCCAAUCUGAGCGUAAAGUGCCAACGCGUCGCCCUGUCAAAGGAGACUCAGUACUAUGACUUGGCGCUGCAGUUGUUCAAGAGCCGGUUGGACCUGUCAAACCGUGCAAAUCUCAGCAGCGGGACGUUGAAUGGUUUCAGAUGGCACCCGGUGCUGACUAAUCAGCACCCUCACUUGCACCCGUGAUGGAAAUGGCACAUAUGGCCAAGGCUCACCUGGGCGUCCCGGAGGAGCACCGCAGGGAGUUGGUGGGCAUGAACGAGGAGGCCUUUCUGAAGAAUCUCUACCUUUUCAUGAAGAGGCGAGAUACGCCCAUCGAGAGAAUCCCUCAUCUGGGCUUCAAACAAAUUGAUCUGUUUGUGAUGUUCAAGACGGUCAGAGACUUGGGGGGUUACCAUCAGGUGACGGCACAGCAGCUUUGGAAGCAGGUCUACAACUCGCUGGGAGGAAACCCUCGCAGCACAAGCGCUGCCACCUGCACCCGUCGCCAUUACGAGAAGCUGUUGCUGGCGUACGAGUGCCACCUGAAGGGAAUGCCGAUGAACGUGGUGUCGCCACAUGUGGCGGAGCACUACCGCUAUCAUGGCUACGGCGCGGAGGACACGGACAGUCCUAGACAAAUCAAACGCAUGAUGAUGUCAAUGCCGCUGCACCACCAGAACCAUCCCAACGUUCAGCUUGGCCCUCAUCGCAGCGGCUUUCCUCUCCCAGUCCAACCCCCCCGCUACUAUCACCCAAGCCACACCAUUCUGCCUUCUUAUGCCCCCAUUUCCGCUUCCAUGAUGACGUCACACAGCCCCCAGACAGCUCCCUCACCCAAAUUCACCUACCCGCCGUGUGGUCCCGCCCCGACCGAACGUGUGAGGCCUCUGGAGCACUUGCGCUUCCUGGCCGAGCAAUACAAGUCUUCUUCGGGACUGAGUGAGCCUCUCAACCUGAGCAUUAAAGCGGAGAGUCAGAGGAUGGACAGGAACCCCAAAUCAUCAUUCUCCCCACCCUCGGUCAGCAAGAACCCAAAGUUUUUGAACACGCCCUCCUCGCUGUACACGCGGCUGUACUCGCAGGCAGCGAGUAAGAACGGCAGUAAGAAGCUGGAUGAGGCGGCCAUGAUCAGAGCGAUGUCGGACCUCGCCAGGGUCAGGGAGGACUCCGUGGUUGACCUCACCUCUAGUAGUAGUCCAGAGUAUGACUCUGCCUUGACAACGAGGACCGACAGCCAUACCUGUAUUACCAAGCGGAGCCCGGCAGAGUACGGGAUUCAGAAACAAGAGCAAGAGGAGGGUCCAGCAGUGACUACGCUAAACCUCAACCACGGCCUACCCGGCUCACCUCCUGAAGACGAUGGCAAAAUGGAGAUCGAGAUCCCCCUGUCGGUGUUCCACAACUGGCUGCGGAUGUACGGCCCGCCGGGUACGACGCACGACGCCAAGCAGCUACCUCGGCUCUUACAGGAGGCGGCGCAAAGGAUCAAGGACACACCCCCGGGACAGUUGUCAUUUCACCCGAACGCCCACCAGCGGCGCGCCAGCAUCGAAGACCUCAGGGUACCUGGUAGAAAAGUGCCAACCCCAGGGUCCACCACCCGGGCGUCCGCCAUGUGCCACAUCCCCAGACAGAAUCAUUUCACCGGCUACGCAGCACAAUCCCCUUCCAGCAGUGCUCCGAAACCCAUCACCGGUCUGGACGCUUCUCAGUUUUCCCAGCCAGAAGUGACAUCGUCAAGCGGCUCCAAGCCUCAGUCUUAUUGGGAGGCCACCGUCAAGGACAGGCAGCCGCCCCAGAGCCCCGGCCCGGUUCCGCACGACCUCUUGGUGACAACGAGCCGUCAGCGAGACGGGGAGCCGAGUUGGAAGACGCCAGAGAUGAACAACUCGUCUUUGCUGAUGAUGAAUUCCAGCUCGGCAGCCCCCAUGUUGCAGCUCACCAGCGAGGAGGUGAUGAAGCUCAAGAAAAUCAUCUCCAGCUCUACGUGACACUCACGUGAAUGUAAAUGCAUGUAAAUAUAGUGUAAAUACAGUAUUGGAAACUUCCAGUAAACUUCAGUGCCGCCUGGCUUGUUUGUACUACAGUGAAGAUGGCUCUAAAUUCAGACUUGCCUGCAAAACUGUAAAAACCCAUUUAAAAAAAAAAAGAUUGCUUAAAAAGAGUAUGAAGAAUAAACCACAAAAUAACAGGGGUUGACUUUAAAUACAUAAAAUGACAAAAGUAAAUACACUCACGAUUGUUUUUAUAGGUUUCUUUGUUAAGAACUAUUUGUUUAAAACACAUCGCUGCAGCGGUGAAAAAUCCUCAAAAGACGGGUUUGUGUGCCAUUUGUGUUCAGUGUGGUAACAUUCAAAUUAGUGAAUUGGUAAGUCAGUCAAGGUUUGAAUAAACACCAGUCAAAUAUCCAGACCUUUCAAGUCUACUUUUUCCAUGGCG